AUGAGCCAAUUCAAUAUUCAAUGCGUUUACUUCAAAGCAGGAUUUUGUAAAAAGGGUGAUUCGUGCCCUUUUCUACAUACAAACACUGGCUCCUCCUCGUCGUUUUCAAUAGGUUGCGGCGGUCACAAUAAUAACAGCCUCAGCAAUGCCAUAAAGAAAGAUUAUCAGUUUGUGGGUCACCCUCAAGUGUGUAAAUUUUUCAAUCGGCCUAGUGGGUGCGCACGUGGGACAGAAUGCAGCUUUUUGCAUGAACAUCCAGAAUUAUAUAAAAGUGAACCUACCUCAAAGGCGAUAGUAAUUGAUAAUGAAAAAGACGCAUUAUUCAUUACUACUCCUGCAGUUGAUAAUAAACGAGUAACAAAUCUUGAAGAAAUAUGCUAUAACGAAGUCACCGAUUCUGUUGAUAAUGAAAUAAGCUAUGAAGAUCCAGAACCUAUGGUAAUUGAUGACUUUGUGCCAAUUCCAGUCGAUGUCAGCGCAUUUAGAUCAAAAUAUCAGAUGGACGACUUGAUAUUUUUGGGAGAAGAAAGUUUAGGAAAG
Ambispora gerdemannii is the source of this 540-nucleotide messenger RNA. The record is from the annotation of a GenBank genome assembly. NCBI's taxonomy places the organism in Eukaryota, Fungi, Glomeromycota, Glomeromycetes, Archaeosporales, Ambisporaceae.